Messenger RNA from Ruditapes philippinarum (Manila clam), 1827 nucleotides. RefSeq lists its product as uncharacterized. The transcript is spliced from 3 exons. Bases 1 to 1827 code for a protein of 608 amino acids. NCBI's taxonomy places the organism in Eukaryota, Metazoa, Mollusca, Bivalvia, Venerida, Veneridae. Gene Ontology annotation, biological process: positive regulation of DNA-templated transcription. The record is from RefSeq and is a predicted model, not a curated record. Gene Ontology annotation, cellular component: chromatin; nucleoplasm. Gene Ontology annotation, molecular function: zinc ion binding; ubiquitin-protein transferase activity.
AUGGCUACUAAUUUCAGUGCAUCACUAACACAAGCUUCUGAUGAAGCUAAUGAGAUGUAUUGUGAGGAAUGUGAGAGACAUGGUGACGGUCAUGUUACAGCUGUAGCUUUCUGUGUAGAUUGUGUGGAAUAUAAAUGUGCAACCUGCCAAAAGUAUCACAGGAGACAAUUCCAAAAUCACAAACUCCAAGAUAGUGACCAUAUGCCGCAGGAUUUUUAUUUCGAGAAAUGUUCUGCCCAUCCUAACCAGCUGAUUAAGUUUUACUGCUCUGACUGUAUCAAAGAAGCCUGCAAGGAAUGCAAGGAUAAUGAGCAUGUAAACUGUAGUGAUAUAAACCAUUUACCAACCCUUGCUUCAGACAUACAAAAAAGUGAGGAAUUUAAAGGUCUAAGAAAAUAUAUAGAUAAAUUAAAAGAGGAUAUAAAAUACACCAACACGCUGGUAAAAGCAAAAUGUGAAGUGAUUGACAAACAAGAGGAACAGGCAACUGAAGCAUGUAAGGAAUAUAAAGACAAACUAUUAGCAGCUUACACACUUCAACAUCAAAAUCUCAUUGACAAUUUUGAUAAGAAAUUAAAUGAGACAGUUGUUAAGUUAGAAAAAGAAAGAAAAGACCUAAUUCAGGAAUUAUCUGAAAAGGAGAAAAAGUUUGAAGAAAAUAUUAAAAAAGCUGAAACUGAUAUAAUAGAAGAGGUUGUUAGCACAAACACAAACUUUAAGUCACUCAAGUUAGAGCAUUUGAAUUUGGUUGAAAACUUGAAAGCUCUUACUGUUGAACUAAAACAUGCUCAGAAUUUAGGUCAAAACUGCAAACUUUUAAUCAAAUUAAAGUCUGCAAAACAACUAUGCGAAAAUCUUCACAAAUCAAUUGAACAAAUGUAUCAUGUCAAUAUACAGCGCUACAAAUUCAAAAUAUCCGACUUUCAACCAGCAAAACAAUCUUCAGAGAAUAGGACAGCGUAUUUCUCAUUUGAAAAAGUAUCUGUAGAAAGGAGGAUUGUCUUUGACUUUGAUAUCAAAUCUCUCUCUAAUGAUAUUAAUUCUUUACUUGUUUUAUCUGAAGGUACAUUAAUAUUCUCAGAUUGUGCAAAAUGCAGCCUGGUCAUAUGCACUUUUGUAAAGUCAAACAGAAAAUAUAUGAAUGACAUCAAAUUUGAGACAAAACCAUGGGAUAUCACGAAAGUGUCAGAUUAUGAAGCUGCAGUUACAUUUCCAGAUGAAAGACAUAUUAAACUGAUAAAAUUUUCUGAAGAUAUGAAAGUUUUAAAUACUUCUGAGAUACCAGGACAUGCUUCUUGCUUUGGUAUAGCUUACAGUAAUAACCAUCUCGUUGUUUCAUAUUUGUUUCCAAGUAGUGUUAAGAUUUUAAGCUUGUCAGGUGAAAUAAUGAAAGCAUUUGACAAAGAUGAUAAUGGUAAGGAUCUGUUUUCAUGUCCUUAUUACUUGACUGUUAGUCCUGACAAUACGAUGAUUUAUGUUUCUGACAGCUCCACUGAAACCGUCACCUGUUUGAACUUUAAUGGUAAGGUAUAUUUCAUCUAUAAAGAUGAUCACUUGAAAAGUCCGAAUCAACUUGUUGUGGAUGAAUAUGGAUCAGUGUAUGUGUGUGGUUAUAAAUCAAACAAUAUCCACCACUUAUCAAGUGACCUAACCAAGGUGAAGAUCCUGAUUGACGGAAGACAUGGAAUAGCUGGACAUAUAGUUUCAGGUGCAUCACUAACGCAAGCUUCUGAUGAAGCUAAUGAGAUGUAUUGUGAGGAAUGUGAGAGACAUGGUGACGGUCAUGUUACAGCUGUAGCUUUCUGUGUAGAUUUGUGUGGAAUAUAA